AAUGCCUCUGUAUAGUGCCACUUAACACUGACACACCUGUAUACAGUGAAAUCACAACGCUUGACUUGUGGAUCGAUGUUUUGUUUUGUCAAUGCGAUCAUUCAAGUUUUUAAACAGUUCCCUAACACGAGUUCUGCUGUCAGGAAUAUAAUUUAUAUUAAGAUCAGAUUUCUAUAGCAAGCUGUCAAACAGUGGCCUAGUCAUUACAAUAAUCGUUCGUCUCGGAGUUUCCAAUGUUUGCAGACGAAGUCAAUCGGAGCUCCACGGUAAGCUCCAGAUAUCUGUUAAGCAGAUACAGUACACGGCGCGACAGAAAGAAUGGCUGGACAUUGCUGCAUAGAGCUGCCCUGUCUGCACCAAGAGAUGUUCAUUUAGCUGCCCGUGCAGGAAUAUCUAUCAACGCUCAAAAUUCUGAUGGUGAUACCGCAUUGCACGUGGCAGUCAAGGGAGAUAAUUACGACACGGUGGAAGCUUUGCUGCAAUGUAGCGCGGAUGUUACCGUACGAAACAAGCUAGCACAGAGCCCGGUUGAUAUAGCACAAGGCGAGAUACUAAACCUGUUGUCACAAUAUCAGCCUGGACCUUUGGCAGCUUACCUGGCAGGAAAAUCAAAUUCUCUAACCAGGAUUUUAAAUAAUUUUUGGUGUGAUGUUAACUAUUGUAAAGUACAGGAUGGCAUGAGCCUUUUGGAUUUGGUCCAGUCUAAAGCAGAAGAAGGGGAAGAGCCGACAGCAUGUGCCAGAAUUAUUGAGGACUUCAAACCUGUUAGUGAGCUAGUCCAUUGUGUCCUGAAUGAAGAUGUUGAUCUACUAAGAGACCUUUUGUCUGCUCCACGUAAACGUCCAGUUAAUAUCAGAUUUCAGGAUGCCUAUGGCAAGACAUUAUUGGCAUAUGCUGUAGACACCAAUAACACUGAAGUGGUGAAGUUGCUGGUUGCGGCUGGAUCCAAGAUUGACAAAGUCAGAUGUAAAGAAAACGGAGGGAGCCUGCAUUCAAGUCCUUUAUUUCAUCGCUGCUUGGUCCCAGAGAUAGAUUCUGAAUUAGCUAAAUACUUACUCACUGUCCAGAGUGAAUCAGAGAUGAAUGAAAGGGAUAUGAAUGGUAACACUGCUUUGCUAAGAGCAGUUGAAGAAGGUGCCAGCUUACAGACUAUACAAUACCUUUUGGAUGCUGCUAAGGGAUUGAAUCUGACUCAUAGAAAUAUGAAUGGUUUGACUGCCCGUGAACUAGCUGGGUAUAAAGGUCACACAGACGUAGUACACUUUUUUGACAAGUUUGUUAAUCAACAAAGAGGCAAAUCUUUUUUUCUGCAUUUAGCUGUCAAAUUUUAUGGAUCAAGUAACCUUCACAUUACAGAUGAAGAAUCUGGCAAAACACUGAUAGAGUCUCUUGAGCUGGGAGGCUAUUAUGAAGAUGUUAAAACAAUCAAACAUAUUGCUGAUAUUGAGAGGAAAGGCAUACAACUAUUGGAAGCUGCUGCAAAAGGCAAUUUAGAAGAUGUAAAGAAACUGAACACUGCCAAUUUUCAAGAUAAAAAUGGAUAUACUGCUCUAAUAAAAGCUGUGGCCCAUGGCCAGGCAGAAGUGGUCAGAUUUCUUACCAGCUCAAGGCCAGCAUUGAAAAUUAUUCCAGAUAAUAAUAAUCGGUACCCUCUACAUUAUGCGUAUUCAUUGCCUGAUGAACAAAGUAUUAUAAUGACCAACAUAUUACUGGCUAGUAAACCCGAGGAAAUAGAAAAGAAAGCAGAUAAGGAUGGAAUUUUUCCAGCUGAAUAUAUGAAUCUACGUGAAACCAGUUCUGUUAUUCAAAUGCUGACAGAUGUAUGUACACUUGAUGCUUAUGGUCAGCUUAUAGGAUGAAGAACACAUUCAACUAUAUAAAUAAAGCCACAUCUGUAUCUAUAAAAGGACAAGAACUAAAAGGAAAGACAGUUACAACAGGAUACCAUAUCAGUAUAGGCCCUACAAAAUUGUUCCACUCAAUAGUUUAUAAAUGCAUGAUCUUGAAGCACAUGUCUUUUCUUUAAUUAUAAUGGUAUUUAUUUAUGUGAUUUUCUGUUGAAAUAUUUUACAAUGGAUGUUUAUGUAUAGUUUGUUUUUAAAAUGUUAGUUUGUUUGUAAAAUGUUUUACAUGUUUCGGAUGUUCCUUCAGAGUUGAAGAUAAUUACUUCCUAGUCCAAACCUCCCGCAAGACGACGGGGGAUGGGAGCGUGCAGGGUUUGAACCCUGGACCAUCGAUAAAUCUGAACGACAGUCCAGCAUGCAAACUGCACGACCAGGCAGUUAUAAUGGUAUUUAUUUAUGUGAUUUUCUGUUGAAACAUUUUACAAUGAAUGUUUAUGUAUACAAUUAAAUAGUCUGUUCAAAGACUUAAGAUUUGUCUUUUGCUUGCAAUGAAAUGUAUUAUCUCCCUUUGGUUAUACAGCUCUCAUUUUAAAUUUUCUUGAAUUACUAUGCUUUAGAUGGUUUACUGUUUUAAGUCAUUGGUUAAGAUUUGUCUUUUGCUUGCAAUGAAAUGUAUUAUCUCCCUUUGGUUAUACAGCUCUCAUUUUAAAUUUUCUUGAAUUACUAUGCUUUAGAUGGUUUACUGUUUUAAGUCAUUGGUUAACAAGCAUGGAUGACAUGUAGGACGUAAUGAUCUACAUUUUUGAAGUAACAUCAGUAUAAUACAAGAUAAGAUAACAUUUUUAAAAAAUAGCCUUUAUAGACAUAUUGCUUGUUAUGAUGGGUGGAAGGAAGUCUCUCUGUCCACUUCUGCAAAGCUAAACCUGUUUAACCUGUAUUCCUCCUUUGUAGGCUUAAUACAUGAUAUGAAGGAAUGAUGCCCCUCUGUCUACUUCUUCAACACUUGUUUUCUUCUUUAACAACCUUUUUUUUUUUGUAUACAACAGGAUUGUAAUUUUAAAACUAAUGAUGUUUUGUGAUUGAAAUGAAAUGCAUUUUUUAAAUAAAUCUUUUUUUUGUAAUAGCCUA
Messenger RNA from Biomphalaria glabrata, 2972 nucleotides. RefSeq names its product E3 ubiquitin-protein ligase MIB1-like. NCBI's taxonomy places the organism in Eukaryota, Metazoa, Mollusca, Gastropoda, Planorbidae. Bases 234 to 1859 code for a protein of 541 amino acids. Gene Ontology annotation, molecular function: protein binding. The record is from RefSeq and is a predicted model, not a curated record. The transcript is spliced from 19 exons.